UCGCUCAACAACGAGAAUCGGCCAUUUUGCCCUUACAGCUGGAGCAAAACAUUAGGGAAAAUACCUGUUCUGUUUUAUUUGGUGGCCUACUUUGGCCAAUAUCAAGCAUGAAUGCCUCUCUCAAAUCCCAAGAAACGUAGCCUCUCCAGUGAAAAUAGCUCUGAAGUGAAAAAGUCUCGCUUUUCAGAAGAGCAAAGCAAGAAACCGCGCGAAUCUGAUGUCGAAGAAGCAGCAGAAAACUUGCUGAAACUGGCGAUGGCAGAACCUCAACGAAAAGCAAACUUUUCGGCCCUUAACUCCUCAAACGGUAUGAGCAAACAACACACACAGCCUGUUGGCACUGCCAACAAACCUGGGACUGCCAAGAAGUUGGUGAUAAAAAACUUCAAAGAAAAGCCGUCGAUGCCGGCGAACUUCCAGGAGGUGACGUGGGAGAAGCUGGAAGGUGCGGUGGACGCCAUCCACAGCAGCUGCUCCAUCCGGUACUCUCUGGAGGAGCUGUACCAGGCGGUGGAGAACAUGUGCACCUACAAGAUGGCCACCGGGCUCUACAAGCAGCUGAUGACGCGCUGCGAGAAGCACGUCAUGGCCAACCUCAGACAGUUCCUGGCUGAAACUCUUGACUAUGAGCAGUUUCUGAAACUGAUUGACAACUGCUGGCAGAAUCAUUGUCGACAAAUGAUAAUGAUCAGAAGCAUAUUCUUGUUCCUGGACAGAACCUAUGUGUUACAGAAUUCCUCCAUUCUGUCUAUAUGGGACAUGGGCCUCGACCUGUUCCGACAGCACAUCGUCUCCGACAAGGUCGUGGAGACCCGGACGGUGGACGGCCUGCUCAAGCUAAUCGAGCGGGAGCGCAACGGCGAAGCGGUCAACAGACAACUGCUCAAGAGUCUGCUGAGGAUGCUCUCUGACCUGAAUAUCUAUCAGAAAGCGUUUGAGAAGAAAUUCCUGGAUGCCACAGAGUUGUUGUACACAGCGGAGGGACAGAGGCUGGUUCAGGAGAGGGAGGUUUCUGAAUAUCUCCUUCACGUGGACAAGCGACUGGCGGAGGAGAACGAGCGCCUCUUACUCUAUCUGGAUCAGUCAACAAAAAAACCAUUGAUUUCCUGUGUUGAGAAACAUUUGUUGGAGAAUCACAUGAAACAGAUUCUACAGAAGGGUUUGGAUCAGCUGCUGGAUGAGAACCGCGUGGCGGACCUGUCUCUGCUCUACAACUUGUUCAACCGCAUCAAGGACGGCCUCAAGCUGCUCAGGCUGGAGUUUGCCGCCUACAUCAAAAAAACUGGCCGGCUGAUCGUGGUCAACCCAAGCAAUGAUGUGGAGAAGGACAAGGACAUGGUUCAGCAAUUGCUCGAUUUCAAAGACAAGAUUGACAACGUGAUAUUUGAGUGCUUUAUGAAGAACGAAAAAUUUGUGAAUUCCAUGAAGGAAAGUUUUGAGUCGUUCAUUAAUCAGAGACAGAACAAGCCUGCAGAACUCAUAGCAAAGUAUGUGGACUCCAAAUUGAGAGCAGGCAACAAGGAAGCCACAGAAGAAGAGCUGGAAAAACUUCUAGACAAGAUCUUGGUGAUAUUCAGGUUUAUACACGGCAAAGACGUGUUCGAGGCGUUCUACAAGAAAGAUUUAGCGAAACGCCUCCUGGUGGGGAAAAGUGCAUCCGUGGAUGCGGAGAAAUCCAUGCUGUCCAAGCUGAAGCAAGAGUGCGGCGCGGCCUUCACGAGCAAACUGGAGGGAAUGUUCAAGGACAUGGAGCUCUCGAAGGACAUCAGUCUGGCAUUCAAACAGAGCCUCCAGUCGGCCAACGACUCGAUCGACCUGACGGUGAACAUCCUGACCCAGGGCUACUGGCCGGCCUAUCCCGUGGUGGAGGUGCAUCUACCCUCAGAGAUGUUGCGGUACCAGGAUGUGUUCAAGAAGUUUUACCUCGGCAAACACAGUGGUCGCAAACUCCAGUGGCAGCCUACCCUCGGCUUUUGUGUUCUCAAAGCAGAGUUUGACAAUUUCAAGGUGAAAAAGGAGAUUCAGGUCUCACUGUUGCAGACGCUGUGUCUUCUCUUAUUCAACGAAGGGGACGAGUUUUCUUUCCCAGACAUCAUGACGGCCACAGGGAUUGAGUCGAACGAGCUGAAGAGAACCCUGCAGUCCCUGGCCUGUGGCAAAGCCAGGGUCAUCUACAAAACUCCCAAGGGCAAAGACGUGAACGACACAGAUAUCUUCCACUUUGCCAACGACUUCAAACACAAGCUGUACAGGAUCAAAAUCAAUCAGAUUCAGAUGAAAGAAACGCAAGAGGAGAACACCAGCACGACGGAGCGCGUGUUCCAGGACCGCCAGUACCAGGUGGACGCCGCCGUGGUGCGCAUCAUGAAAACCCGCAAGACCCUCAGCCACAACCUGCUCAUCUCAGAGCUCUUCAACCAGCUCAAGUUUCCUGUCAAGUCGGCAGACCUCAAGAAAAGGAUCGAGUCCCUGAUCGAACGAGAGUACAUGGAGCGAGACAAAGACAACCCCAACACGUACCACUACGUGGCCUAGAGGCAGCGCGCUGGGAUUCGCACGGACACGCAGACACGGCAGGCACCUCUCUCUCUCGACAUUUCGUUUUGGCGGACGAGAGCUGCAUCUCGAAAUUCUGAUUUGUGAGGGAAGGACUGCAUCUCUUUGUUCUAGUUUGUUGGGGCUGUGUUUCAAUCUAUCUAGUGUAAUGAGGCUGCGGUUUGAUGUCCAGUUUGUCAGGGCUGGGCUGCAACAUCUGUACUCUCUGUUGGAACGGAAGUUCAGUACCUUUCUAGAUUAUCGAGGAAUUCGUCUCCAUAUCGUCCGCAAGCCUUUGAAAUGUCCUAAGCUCUGAAAGCAAAAUUUUUCUCUAGACAGAAAAGGUAUGUCUUACAACUGUUGUUGUGCCGGUACCGCACCUUGGUACCUACUAGAUCUAUAUUUAUGUCUGUGCUGGCUUUUUUUUUUUUCACUUUAAGAAUUACCGUUCUGGCAAAUUAUUUCUUGAGAACAUGCAACUCGUAGCAGGAAUUGAUUAAGUGCAGUGAAAACGAUGUUCCAAAUUUUGGGCCUAGUACAUUUGAACAGCUGUCGCGAUGACGUCUGGUUUAUUGGCGCCGCCGCGUUCAGACGCAGAGUUAGUUUGUGCUGCAGCUCUACGCCUAGUUGGAUGAGGGCUGCAUCUCCUGGCCGAAUUUGUUUGGGGGGGGGGGCUGCGUUUCGGUAUCUAGUUUGUUCCAAGUUUCUUUCUUUGUUUGGUUUGUUUUUUCGUUGGUGUAAAAAUUGUACUCUUGCUAUAUAUGGGGAGGUGGGGUGAAGGAGGCUGAAAGUUGAUGAAGUGGGCGAGAUCUUUGUGUAGACUGAGCAUUGUGAGAGUUUCAUCAGGUUUGUUUUUGGGUCUGUUUUGUUUGUAUCUGUGUUUGUGUGCAUAUUUGUUUUUAUAAGCCUGAAAGAAAUGUAAAGCCUGUUAAAAUGAAUUGCCUUUCCAUCCAAACUCUACAAGCUGCAUAGUGUAUUUGUCAGAUGAUGACACCUGGCUUGUUUUUUUUUGGGGGGGGGGGGUUGUCUGAGUUAUUUCAUUAUUUUCAUUUUUGGGUGAUAGAGGCCAGUGGUUUAGGAGUCUUGGGGUUACUUUCUAAUCAUAUAUAUGGUUGCUUUAAAGCACAAGGGGACUGUCCUGAAAAAUGCCGUUUUGAUAAAA
Messenger RNA from Aplysia californica (California sea hare), 3697 nucleotides. Its product is annotated as cullin-4A. The transcript is spliced from 22 exons. NCBI's taxonomy places the organism in Eukaryota, Metazoa, Mollusca, Gastropoda, Aplysiida, Aplysiidae. The record is from RefSeq and is a predicted model, not a curated record. Gene Ontology annotation, molecular function: ubiquitin protein ligase binding. Gene Ontology annotation, cellular component: Cul4-RING E3 ubiquitin ligase complex. The coding region runs from base 112 to 2535 and encodes 807 amino acids. Gene Ontology annotation, biological process: protein ubiquitination; ubiquitin-dependent protein catabolic process; DNA damage response.